AUGAGCUCAAUCAGGAUGGACGGAAUCCUCUCCCCCCUCGUCAUAUCCAUCAUAGCCUUCGCAGUAGGCUAUCAAGCCCAUUCCCUCCUAUCUACUCGUGCCAGCCCAUCUUUACUCACUCCUACCGACUCCUCAUCCAGAACCAACUCAAAUUCAAAGAAUGAUACCAGAUCUGUCACCUCGAGCUCCGGUUCGGGAACAGAUACAGAAUCCGAUGCUGAAGAUACAGCUGCAGCAUUAUCAUCCGACUUGACAUCAACCAAAUUUAAUAGUUCAGAGGAGAUGAAGUUGGUCCUAGUGGUGAAUGACGAGUUGAAAAUGACCAAAGGGAAGAUUGCCGCUCAGGCUGGUCAUGCGACAUUGGCUUGUGCGAUGACGUUGAAAGAGGCUAAUCCGAGGUUAUUCAGAGCAUGGCAGAACCAAGGUCAACCGAAAAUAGCAUUACGCUGCGCCAACACCGAAGAACUAGAGAUAUUAGCAGCUCAAGCUAGAAGUUUGAAUCUUUGUGCUCGGACGAUAAGAGAUGCCGGAAGAACUCAAGUGGCUCCUGGGUCGAAGACCAUCGUCGGUAUUGGACCAGGUCCAGCAAGAAUUAUCAAUACAGUUACGGGGAAGCUCAAGCUUUUAUAG
Molecule: messenger RNA, 630 nt
Organism: Kwoniella botswanensis
Lineage: Eukaryota; Fungi; Basidiomycota; Tremellomycetes; Tremellales; Cryptococcaceae
Product: peptidyl-tRNA hydrolase
Exons: 6
Coding region: 1-630 (209 amino acids)
Cellular component (GO): mitochondrion; cytosol
Molecular function (GO): peptidyl-tRNA hydrolase activity
Source: RefSeq, a predicted model, not a curated record